Molecule: messenger RNA, 4487 nt
Organism: Acanthoscelides obtectus
Lineage: Eukaryota; Metazoa; Arthropoda; Insecta; Coleoptera; Chrysomelidae
Source: the annotation of a GenBank genome assembly
AUGAGUGAAGCCAAAAGUGAAGAUAAAAAGGAUAUUGAAGUGGAGGAGCGGGAAAAAAUGCUGAACGCGGAGAACAAAGCGCAGGAUGAGGUAAGAGAAUCCGAGGGGGUUCAAGCUGACAGUGAAGCCGAGGACAAGAAAAUCACAAAAGAUAUCAAGGAGGGUAUGGAGGUGAAACCCAAAAAAAUCCCUAUUGGAGGUAUUCAGAUGCCAGGAUUCUUCACAAGAAGUAAAUCAAAGGAGAGGUGUAAGGAUGAUGGAGACCAAAAUGAGACUGAAGGAACUGAGCUUCUAGAAAAAAACAACGAGAAAAAUGAAUCUGCUACAUCACAGACAAGGAUCAAGUUACCCAUCCCAUUCAGAAAAUCAAAAGGAGAGGAAGAUGGUAACAAAUCCGGAGAACCUAAGGAAAAGAAGACUCUUAUAGACAGCAUCAGAUUACCUUUGGUUUCUGUUUUUCCAAAGAGAAAGAAAGAUGAUAGCUUGCAAAGUCAAACUGCACAGGCUGAGUUAGCAUCAAUGGAAACCUUGGAUGAAAAAAGUACUGAUGACAAGGGUGCAGAAGAGAAAAAUCAUGAAAUGAAGACAGUCUCAUUGGAUGAGAAACAUCCUGAUGAAGAAAUACAGCAACCUAUUGAUGAGGAUUGGAUUGAUUUAAUAAGAGCACACAGAAAAGCCAUUGGUGCCAUCAUAUUAUUUAUCAUAGUUACGGCUAUUAUAGCAGCCAUUUCAUUUGGUGGUGGCCAGAAAGUUUAUUCUUUGCCUGUCAAAGAUGGAAAGUAUGUGGUGACUGUGACUAGCUGUGGCAAAGUGGAAGGGAUAUUGGACGACGGCGGUAUAGUUUUCCGAGGAAUACCCUAUGCUCGCCCGCCCAUAGGAGACUUGCGUUUCCGGUAUGCGCAACCCCUAGACAACCUCGAUUAUUGUUGGAAUGGCACUCUAUUAGCCCAUAACAGCACUCCAGUCUGUCUUCAGCUAACAGGAGAUGGACAGACUGUGGGCGAAGAGAACUGUCUAACAAUGGACGUGGUGACACCGUACGUCAGAUACGAUAACCCGUUACCUGUUAUCGUACUUAUAGGGGCUGAUAGUUUCGUUGGAGGAUCUCCAGGAAAGAUGCGGCCUUCACCACGUUACUCUCGAUCCAAAGAUGUAGUUUUUGUGAGACCCAACUUCAGAAUGGGAGCGUUGGGAUUUCUGGCUCUUGAAGCACUAUCUGAAAGUGACUAUCCUCACAGUUCAGGAAACUACGCCAUAUCUGACAUAUUAACAGCCUUGAAGUGGGUGAAGUUGAAUAUAGUGCACUUCGGCGGCGAUCCAUUGUCAAUCACUGUACUUGGUCACAAAGCUGGAGGUACUUUAGUCACUGCUAUAUCCACAUUACAUGAUGCUAAAGAAUACUUCACAAGAGCUUGGGCGACAUCUGGAGGAUCGGUGUUCCCUACGAAAAGUCUGCAAGAGUCUGAAAUGGAUAACAAAGGCUUCAUGGACGCUGUCCAAUGUCAGAAUACGGAUUGUUUGAGGAAAAUGGACGCUAGGAAGUUGAUCAAUGCUGUUGAAGAUACGUGGAGAAAGCCAACGCUGGACCUACCUGAAAAAGGAGAGCAACCUAGCUCGAUGAAACAUCAGUGGUUGGUAAUAGAUGGUAGGAUUAUCAGAGAGGCACCCGAGAAGGUAUUGACAAGAGAAGAUGGCCUGAAAGUCGACCUUGUCAUUGGUAGCACAACUCAUACAGCAGCUUCGCCAAAACUGCUCCUGAAAUAUGUUGAGUGGACGCCAGAGAUUUAUAAAGAUCAUGUCAAUAAGUCUCUUUUGGGAGAGAGAGGCCUUUGGUUUGAAGCAUGCCAGAUGUUUCCUAAUCAAUAUCAGGGUAUAAGCCAAUUAGUUUCCGAGGUCCGUGUAACUUGUCCGCUGUACCUGCUGACGUCACAGAUGCGUAACGUGCCCUUCUACAUAGUGGACCAAAGACGUGCUGACACGAGUCUGGCGGACGCAGAUUCGGACAUCGAAGCCUUUUUCGGACGAUACGAUCCUCUCAUAGCUCAACAAAGAAGAUAUUCGUCUUCUAUGCAGGGCUUUUUCUAUAACUUUGUAUGGCAUGGCAAACUUCCAGACAUGAGCGAAGGAAAGGUGUUUAUAAUAAGACAAGAUUUGCAACCAAAGAAAGAUUUGGACCACUGUGACUUCUUUAAAGAGCAAAAAAUUGUACCUCAAUAUGCCGCUUUAGACUAAUUUUCAGACUAGUACUGUCAACGAGAUGUUAGAAAUUUUGGGUUAUUACCUUCACAUGCAAAUUGGCUCAAUUUAUGUAUUCAGAAAGCUAAAACUGUCCAUGGCGCUUCAACUGUUGCUUACACAGUCUAAUUUGUAGCGAGAAAAUUAAUAUGUCAUGCGCAUAUCAAUUUAGCUGGUAAUAUGUCUAGUUACAGACUAAAUGAUAGUGUUAAAUGUAAAUGUCGGGAUUAGUAGGAGAUUUCGCUGUAAAUUUACCAAUCUGAAUCCAAAAAUUGAGUGCCUCCUCUUGAUAAAGUCUAUAAUACUCCAACGUCAUUAGGACGAGCUUAGACAGAUGAUAUACUCGAAGACUGUUAAACAUCAAUGGGAUGAAAAAAGCACGAAGAAUUUUCAUUCUCAACUCAAUGAUAGGAGAAAAUAUGGCGGAAACGCCUGUACAUGGGAUAUCUAGAACAUGUCUUGGUUUUGGUAAAUACACAGCGAGAUUUCCAGUCCGUUCUGAAAGUAACACUUGAUCGAAAUGUGGCCUAUUCAACUUGGAAUCUAGACGAAACGUCUUAUAGUGCUCCUUAAGACUGGACCAAAAUGAAUCUGCAACCAAAUUUGUAGGAGUAAAAUUCCUGAGUAAGUAUUUAUGCUAUAUGUUCUAAACAAUUUUUUAUGCGUGGUACCAUCAUUUCUUUAUAUAAAUUAGUCAUAUGAUGGACGCGUUCAACACUUAAAUGCUGUUUAAUUAGUGUGAUAUUCACAAAAAUACUCCAUUGUAACGAAUGUAUCUCAUAUUUGUAAGUUAUGAAACGUAUUUGCUCUCUAAGUUUAUUUUAAGUUCUAUAUCUCUAAAAACGCCAGAUUAGACCAGGAUAUCUAGAAUUUGUGAAAAAAUUGCAAUAAGCUGCUGUACAAAGGAAUCAUACUCUUUUGGGUAUACGGAAAGUCCCUCGAUAAGAGAUACAAAAAAAUUGUUGGCUACACUACAAAUUUUGUUGAACCACUACACCAAUAAUUCAUAACUAUUUGAAUAUAAGCGUAAAAGUAAUUUUUCCAACUUUGACGUUUAAUAAAAAAGAAAACAAGUAAAAUUUUGUGUAUUUCUCGAUAAGGACGCCCAAGAAUAUAAUUUCGCUGUAAAACCGUUUAUUACAAUUUUUUUCUCAAACAGGGUCGAUUUUUGGCCAGUCAUCAUGGUCUAUAAUAGCUUUUCAUUUUAAAAUACAUAAAGCGUUUGUGCACAUUGAGGAAAGAACAUUCAUUUAUUUUUGUAAGUAUGCUUAGGUUAGGACAUUAGGUUCAUUACUUUACUCCAUCUGCUACCUUUUUGUAGUUAAACGUCUGUAUACAAAUGCCAAAAACUCACAGGUUUAUCAGCUUUCGUGUAUAUAUUUACGUUACAUAGUACUUACUAAGAAAGACUGACGCUUCUGGAUACUUUUUUGAAGUUCUCGCAGAUUAAAAUUCGAAAAUAUUUGACGUUUCCGGGAUAUUUCAGAAUAUGUGGGCAGGCUCGCGGUUCACAAGAAAAAUGAUCUCACAGAUUUUAUAUAACAAUUCUUUAAGGAUAAGUGUGUCCCUAAAAGAUGCUGCCGAAAAUACAAUUUCUUUAAAAUAUCCGUUGAAUAUGGUCGGAAUAUAUCGUCCUAAAGUUAUUCAUAAAAAUACAAUUUUCAGCGACGUCCUUGUAGCGAUAUUUUUUAUAGGGACUUUCAAGAGUUUUUUCGCAUAUUCUGGGAUCUUCCUUACAAAACUAAAAAUUCAUGUAAUAUUCUAUCUUUGUGCCAACAAACUGGUAAACCGUUCGAAAAAUUGGACCAAUUAUGCUCUACCACAGUGAAUUUUCUCAAAGGGUUCUGUGAAAAAGUGAUACUCGGCUAUUACUCGGUUAGAAUAACAUAAAACUAAUUCUAUUUCCAAAGAUUAACUUAUUUUGUAUAUCGUACAUUUGUUUUUAUGUCAAAGAUUCAAAGUAUUAAUCUGUGACUGUUGAUGGUCGGCAGGAAUUUUGAUCUCUAAUCUGUCUCUCUGUUUUGUAUUUUAAGUAUUUGUAUAUAAUUUUGUAGGUAUAUGUUUUAUACUCCGAAGUAGCUUUAUAUAAUUAUAGAAAAUGUAAGCUAAACAUAUACAAGGCUAAUAAUUGCAUUUUGUAUCCAUGUAUUCAGAUAGGUUUUAUGCAGCUUUGUAUGUCCAUAAUCAUACAGUGUAAUGUGAGUGAAAUGGUUUUCCAUGAAUUUGUAAUAAAUUUUUAUUUGUAACGUAUA